AUGGCCGACGCCCAGGUCUUCGAAGAAACGUUUAACAUCACGUCCAUUAACAACGAGAAAUAUGAUCGUGUCUCGCGCAUCUAUGGCACCUCGACCGACAGCCAGAUCACCAUGACUCUCGACAUUAACCACGAACUGUUCCCUGUAACGGUUGGCGAGAGCAUCAGCCUGGUCCUAGCCACAACUCUUGCCCUCGAUGGCAGCUCAAAGGGCGAAAACGACACAAUGUGGAGAAAUGUAGGCAAACAGGGCGUGGCGACGCUGGCGGAUAUGUAUGACUAUGUCUGCUACGGCAAAAACUACCGUAUGGAAGGAGGCAACGGAGACACCAUAAAAUACUUUGCUAGUUUUGGCGGGCUUUUGCUAUACAUGGAAGGACCUCACCGCAAGCUCAGCGGACUGAAGAUUGACGACAUCUACAUGCUUGUGAAGCACUCAUAG
Messenger RNA from Bipolaris oryzae ATCC 44560, 441 nucleotides. RefSeq lists its product as uncharacterized. The coding region runs from base 1 to 441 and encodes 146 amino acids. Gene Ontology annotation, biological process: DNA-templated transcription. The record is from RefSeq and is a predicted model, not a curated record. The transcript has 2 exons. NCBI's taxonomy places the organism in Eukaryota, Fungi, Ascomycota, Dothideomycetes, Pleosporales, Pleosporaceae. Gene Ontology annotation, molecular function: DNA-directed RNA polymerase activity. Gene Ontology annotation, cellular component: RNA polymerase III complex; RNA polymerase II, core complex; RNA polymerase I complex.